Messenger RNA from Ctenopharyngodon idella (grass carp), 852 nucleotides. Its product is annotated as carcinoembryonic antigen-related cell adhesion molecule 3-like. Gene Ontology annotation, molecular function: MHC class II protein binding; protein tyrosine kinase binding. Gene Ontology annotation, biological process: positive regulation of ERK1 and ERK2 cascade; interleukin-15-mediated signaling pathway; T cell activation. The transcript is spliced from 4 exons. The record is from RefSeq and is a predicted model, not a curated record. Bases 118 to 852 code for a protein of 244 amino acids. NCBI's taxonomy places the organism in Eukaryota, Metazoa, Chordata, Actinopteri, Cypriniformes, Xenocyprididae. Gene Ontology annotation, cellular component: external side of plasma membrane; membrane raft.
UCUAGUUGGAUUUAAACACUCAGUUCAGACCCAGAGGAAGUUCUCAACCACAGGAAGGGCUGGUAAUGUCUAAAGGUGUAACUAUACAAUGAAGAGGAAGACUGACAGAAACAGAAAAUGGCUGAUGAGUGUGAUCUGUGUCUGCUGGGACUGAUCAUUCUCUCUUCACUUCUCACAGAUACCAGUGGAGUGAAUGUGACUCAUGUGUUCAUCAGUUCUGGUGAAAAUGUCCGUCGGCCCUGUAAUAAUGAUCUUUCUGACUGCACAUCAACUACAUGGACCUAUUUCAGACGUUCAGCAGCAGUUGAACUGAUUACUGAAGGGAUAAAGAAGAAAGACACAGAGAGACAUGAGAGUCUGAGUCUGGGGUCUGACUGCUCUCUGAACAUCAAGAACGUCACAGAAGAAGAUUAUGGAUUUUACACCUGCAGACAAUAUGAGAAUGGAGGAAAACAAUUAACUGAUGCAUGUGUUUCUCUGCAUGUUCUUCAUGUGUCUCCAUCAUCAUCUUCAUCAUCAUCAUCAUCCUCACAGACCGAGAUCAGUCCAGGCCGCUCUGUGACUCUCUCCUGUCAGUUGUAUUCAGUCUUCUGUGAUUAUUGGGUCGAUUCCGAUGGACUUCAUCUGUUGUGGGUGAAUCAAACUGGUGUUGAUCUGACGACAGACUCAAAAUAUCAGAUAUUAUUCUCAUUGGAUCACUGUAACAUCACUCUGACUACAACACUCCUGAAUGACGAUGACAACAGAGAGUGGAGAUGUCAGCUUACUCACAGAAAUCAACUCCAGACCUCCGUCAGAUACACUGUCAAUGGAUUCAACAACACUGGUUCCAGUCAGCAGCUCAAACUCUGA